Messenger RNA from Paecilomyces variotii, 343 nucleotides. RefSeq lists its product as hypothetical. The record is from RefSeq and is a predicted model, not a curated record. Bases 50 to 313 code for a protein of 87 amino acids. NCBI's taxonomy places the organism in Eukaryota, Fungi, Ascomycota, Eurotiomycetes, Eurotiales, Thermoascaceae. The transcript is spliced from 2 exons.
UGGUCACUACAUCUCUCGUCUUUCGUAAUUUCUCUAGGGCCGUUAUACUAUGGCGUGGUCGGUAGCAGUCGUUAUUGCCUUGGUUAGUCUCAUUGUCACUGCUCCUUCGUCCCUGCUAGUUGUUUGGGCCUAUUACAGACGAGAUCAGCAGGAAUCACACAGGGCAGAACCCAUGUCAAACUAUACCAUUACCGCCGAAUACAAUCCUCGAAGAACGGCUCAAUUGGGCAUAUACAAUGAGGAAAUGUUACUCGAGACAGGCCCACAUAGGCGCAGCACUCGAAUGAAAUUUGAUGGUCUACGCUGCCCUUGAUGUUAUUAUUUGGCACAUGUUCUUCCUGAG